Messenger RNA from Heterotrigona itama, 2299 nucleotides. NCBI's taxonomy places the organism in Eukaryota, Metazoa, Arthropoda, Insecta, Hymenoptera, Apidae. The record is from the annotation of a GenBank genome assembly.
AUGAAUGUAUUUUUAAGAUUGCUAUACGGUUCGCAAGUAAUUAAUUUAAUAAAGUAAAAGGAGAGUUCGAAUCAAGUUAACAAUUUAAUAAAGUUAACAAUUAAUAAAACGUUGCCUAGUUUAAAUUAUUAGAUUCCUGUAAUUACAUUAUAUUUUCAUUAACUUGUGACCUGAAUGUUACAUAUUUAUUGCUGUUAAAUUUUUAUGCGUCUAUAUAUUUCUCUAAUUAUUGCAAAGUAUAAAUGAACAGAAUAAGAAAUAACAUACGUAUUCUGAAAAUAUAAAAAAUAUAUUAAAUGUAAAAAAAACAAAAUAUACAGUGGAAAUACCACUCUACGUAAUUUAUAUAUUUCGUGGUAACGACGAGUCGAGUGCGCUAUAGCCACAUGAUUAUCUGCCUUUUUCACGUAUAUCGUGUUCUGUGACGUUAAACGUGUUGCAGAGGUAAUGCAAAAAUAUUUUAAUAUUGUUUAAUAGUAUUUUGAAUAUCUACAGCAACGUUUUAACAAAUAUAUUUAAAUAUUUGUUGCAGCAUUUUCAUUAAAUAAUGGUGGCCCAAAAGAAACAGGUAAAUAUACUCUCUCAAAUGUACACGUGCGCUGCUCAAUUUGCGAAGCACAUGUUAAAAUUACUUCUUACUCAAUUAAAGUAUAAUAUAACAAUGCAUAGACACAAUAAUAAGUUUAGUAUUUUGCUUUUAAAUAAUUUUGAAAUUAAACAUUUUUAUCAAUAAGGCCGUAUAGUUCUUUAAUAGCGUUGAUGUUUUAUAGAGGUUAUAAUUCUAAUAAGUGUGUAUUUAUUUGUAUUUAGAAAAAGUCCCAGGAAGGUAUCAACUCCAGGUUGGCCCUGGUUAUGAAGUCAGGGAAAUAUGUCCUGGGCUAUAAGCAAACCUUGAAGUCUCUUCGACAAGGAAAAGCAAAAUUGGUCAUCAUAGCAAAUAAUGCUGCACCUUUGAGGAAAUCAGAAAUAGAAUAUUAUGCCAUGUUGGCAAAAACAGGUGUGCAUCACUACAUUGGAAAUAAUAUAGAAUUGGGUACAGCAUGUGGAAAAUACUUCCGUGUAUGUACUCUUUCUAUCACAGAUCCUGGAAAUUCUGAUAUUAUAAAAUCUAUGCCUACUGAUUUAAACGAGCAUUAUAGUAAAUAUUAUAAUGCAAUUGAAGAAGCGGAGAAAAAUUACAAAAUUUGUAACAACACUAACAACAAUUGUUAUAAAGAUAUAAUUAUAAAUGAUCUAAAAUCUUUUAAGAAAAAGGGUAUAACUAGAGAUUUAAUAAAUGUUGCAAAAGCUAGAGGAACAUUUUAUCAAAUAAUAGAUGGGACAUUAUAUAGACAAAAGGAUUGUAUGUUUCCUUCAAGAUGUUCUGGAAUAGAACAUUUUCUUUUGAAACUUGCUCCUGGACUGACAGAUAUGGAUUUAGUUAUAAAUGUAAGAGAUUAUCCUCAAUCAAAUAAGUAUUUUGGAGGUCCGUUACCUAUUUUUUCAUUUAGUAAGACUUCAGAAUAUUAUGAUAUUACAUAUCCAGCAUGGGCAUUUUGGGAAGGUGGACCUGCAAUUUCUUUAUAUCCCCGUGGCCUUGGGAGAUGGAAUGAACAUCGUACAUCUUUAGAUAAAGCUAGUAAAAACACAUUGUGGGAGAAGAAGAAUAAUAAAGCAUUCUUUCGGGGUUCUAGAACAAGUUUAGAGCGUGAUAAUUUAAUAUUGUUAAGUCGCAAGAAGCCAAACUUGGUAGAUGCUCAAUAUACAAAAAAUCAAGCAUGGAAGUCUAAUGAAGAUACAUUAUACGCACCUCCUGCCUCUGAAGUUUCUCUGGAAGAACACUGUAAAUAUAAGUAUCUAUUCAAUUAUCGAGGUGUUGCAGCGUCAUUCAGGCACAAACAUUUAUUUUUGUGUCAAUCUUUAGUAUUUCACGUUGGAGAUGAAUGGACUGAAUUUUAUUACAAUGCAAUAAUACCUUGGAUACAUUAUAUUCCUAUUUCCAAGAAUGCUAAUCAAACUGUAUUAGAGGAAUUAAUACAGUUUGCGAUAGAUAAUGAUGAAAUGUCUAAAAAAAUCGCAGAUCGAGGAAGAGAUUUUAUAUGGAAUAAUUUAAAAAUAUCUGAUGUCACACAAUUUUGGGAAAAGCUUCUUAAAGAAUAUUCUAAAUUUUUAACAUAUAAAACUACCUUAGAUAAAGAUUUAAUUAAAGUGGAAGGGAAGAAAAGAUCUUAAUAGAUUUUGUUUAAUAUAAAUAAUUUUAUAUAUUUUUUUAUUAAAAUUUUUAUCUUUUAAUGUAAAAUAUCAACUAAUAAAAAUAAUU